GUCGGCAUGUUGUAACGAAUAAUACGGGCAGCGCAACCAUUUGGCGACGACGUCUCGUCUUUCAUCUCUACACACGGUCAUGCGGCGUGAGCGGGAUGACUCAGACGAUGAAGACAUUCCGCUGCAUCAUAAACGCCCCUUUGGCGCUGGGCUGAAGCGCACGAAAAUCGAGUUUGUCAAGGCAACAGAUCCAGAUGCCAGCAACACGGUCAAGGCCGUCGGUGCGCAGUCCGCAUCCAUCGGCGAUGUCUACGCCAGCAUUGUUCUGGGCAGCAGCGCUACGGAUACUGCGUCAAAAUCCGAACUCGUCAGCGAUGCAAAGGAAGACACGACGUCACUGCCAGAAAAGCAGGCUGAGCCUCCGUUGUGUCCUGUCUGCUCGCUCCCCAUCACUACGACGCUGCAGAAGCACGAAGCCUCGCUUGCGCAUCAAGUGAGCCUGGAACACUCCCACCCGCCAUCUGCGCUGGAUCGAUCGCGCAUGGGUUUGCGAGCCCUGGAGUCUCAGGGCUGGGAUCCCGAUUCCCGCCUGGGCCUGGGCCGUGAGGGCGAGGGGACCCGGUUCCCCAUCAAGAUACUCCCGAAAAAGGAUACGCUGGGCGUUGGGGCGAAGCAGCCGGCAAAGCAAAAGGUGGAAGAGAAACCACGGCCACUGACUGCCAAGGAGAUGCGCGCUCUGGCGGAGAAGGAGAAGAGGAAAGGAGAGCGGCUGCAGGCUGAGAUGUAUGGCCGGGUGGAUGUGGAAAAGUAUCUUAGGGGGAAUGGAGGUGAGGAUGGCUUAUAAGUGUGAAGUUGACCAUGUUUGGACAAGAUAUACAAGAUAUAUAUCGUACACGGAAUAUGGCUGCAGCAAACAUCAAACCAGUAGAAGCACUUCUAGCCGGAAGUUCGUGCACCUUUGUGGCUGAAUGAAUGGUCGCGUGAUGUGUUGUCUUAAACAUGAAUUAAUUUGCAUUGCAUGAUUCCAUACUGAACACUCCAUGUACACUACGUCGAAAUUAUAUCGAC
Trichoderma atroviride IMI 206040 is the source of this 1008-nucleotide messenger RNA. RefSeq lists its product as uncharacterized. The record is from RefSeq and is a predicted model, not a curated record. NCBI's taxonomy places the organism in Eukaryota, Fungi, Ascomycota, Sordariomycetes, Hypocreales, Hypocreaceae. Gene Ontology annotation, molecular function: nucleic acid binding.